CACAUCACAGACAUCAGCUUGUAAGAGCUCUUGGCUGGGUGUGGUUUGUGUUGAUGUGCAGGAAGUAUAUUGGUUUGAAGACUUUACAAGUGCUCAGUAUUUUGAAGGCACUUGAACAAAGUAGUCUGAUUGCUGCUUUUGACAACCCCAUGGCUAUUGAUUGUAUUGAUUACUUGAUUUAAGGUUGAAAUGGGAUUCGGAAUUUGAACACCGUGAGCUCUCAGAUCUGAGAAAGAUUGAUAGGCAUGCAUAUAUUGAUAUUCUUAAUAUCUCUAAUUGAUAGUGACAUGUAAUUUUAGAAUGCAUCAAUUUCUUCCAAUGACAUUUAACAAAUUUUCAGUGAAAUUCAUGAAGAAUGUCUUCAAAUCUGAUAGUGCAGGUUGCAUAAGCCACAGGAAAUCUGUCAGGUUUCUUUAAAAGUAGUAUGCAGAGUGAGCCUGGUUUGAAUUCAGCAGAGGGCCAAGUCGUUAAGUUCCCAAUUGAUUUAUCUGAUGCAAGUCCAGUUUUCAAGCCAAUGUCCAUGUUACAUCAGCCUUCAUUGAAUCCAUUUCCAAUGCAUCGUGGCUGGGGAGGAGUAGGGGGCUUUGCCUCCCCCACUCAGCCAACUCCCCCUCUCUGUGCACCUCCCCAUACCAUUGCCUCAACAUUGGGUAAUCCUCAGAUGCCUGCCAGUUCAACAUACAACACCAAUUCUUCAAUGGAUUACAACUUCAGAUUAUCAAGCAUACACAUGGCCCCAGCUACCAAAAGAAAAUCCCGUGAUGAAGAUAUGGAAAUCAGGCUGCCGGCGGCCAAGCAGCACAUAACAGAGGACAAAGUGUCAGCAAGCCUGAGCUCCCUGCACUUGUCCAACCAAUACACCAGUCAUCAGCUGGGAACAGAUGCUGGCAAGGUGCCGGAGAAUCUCCUGAAGGAUGGCAGUGACGACGACAGUGACGGCAGCCAGCUUCCUCGCCUUUAUGUCUCUACCGACAUCAAUAAAAUUCCUCUCGAUGACAGAAACCUUCUCCCUGAUGCCCUUCUCAAAAAUCUGAAACGGAGCGGUCCGUGCAUGGACGUGGUUCUGUGGCGUCCGCCGGCGCCACCGCUGUCAGCCGCCCCCCUCACUGGUGCUUCUAACGACCGCGACGAAAAUUCUGAAGUGGCAGAUGUCGCCCGAGCCCACGGUUGCAAUGUCUACGGCAACGUCUCCAAUUCAGAAAACAUAAUAAGCUCCCCCGACUCUGGCGUGUCGAUCUCACCUCCAUCCAAUUCUGUCUCCUUGGACCUUCCUUGUGACAUGGAUGAGGAAAAUUCUGCCGCUGGUGUAUCGUCUAAUUCUGCUCCAAAUUCCAGUGUGUUUCAAAUCCAUCCUCAAGGAACAUUUUCUAACAAUCCUUUCUCUCUGUUCUACCCCUCGAACCUUCCUACCGCCGAGGCUAGCUGCAGCACUAUUGCCCAAAUUAGCAGCGACUUUAUACAAGAACCUGCGAGCGUCAUGCCUAAGAACUACGCCAGCAGCGCCUCCGCCGCAUACACUCGUGCCUGGCUGGAGCAGAACAACAACGUGGUGGAUGCUUCCUCUGUCCCUGCCGCCACAGCGCUUGUUGAUGACGAUGAAAUGGAUUUGUGAAUCAAAUAACUUAAGAGUAUCUGGCUGAACUUAGAUGAGAUAGCUAAGCUAUCUAGUAUUGCCGCUAUAAAUGUAAAAGACUCGUUUCACUAGCCCAGUAUUAGAGAGUUUAGUUGUACAUUUCACCUAAAUUAGUGUGUGACUCAGCAUGGAACUCGCGUAACUUGUUAACUUUAAGAUUUUUCUCGUUAGUUAAGAACUCGAAUUCGAAGAUGUUUGUUCUGUUCUGUUCGAUAAUUUAUUGAUCUGUUUCUUGGCUAAGCUAUCAUUUGAGCACCUUUCCUUUCCUCUCAGAAUGGUGCAUAUAAAUUUUUCUUUAACUCCUAGUAUAAAUAGUCAGUUAACUACCUGGUCUUUUCCUUCAUAUCACGUUCUUCAUCUCGUGAUCUGAUAUUAGCUGGCGUUUUCCUGGCCUCGAGUCAGAAAGAAGUUUCCUCUGCGUUGUAUUACAGGAAUAUGGUUCACAUUUUCAUUCAAACUUGGUCCGAUGAUUAUUUGAAAUGCACGAAUGAUUCAAACUAUAGCAAAUGUCAUGAUUUGAAGAAGAUUUUACGAGUAUUUUGGCUGUAAAACUUUUAAUGAGAUUUUUCACUAGGUGACAUUUGCAUUUUACUAGAAGCUGCGGUAGCUUGAGUCCUGAUGUCCUUCCUAAUUGAAGCCGAGAACGCUCCUAGAUGAAAUUUUUCUGCAAGAACUGCCAUCUGUUGCUGUUGAGCUAUGAGGCCGGGUUCACGCCAUACUGCCGGGCUCAUGCCAGGUACGGUCCCGUCCAAUAUUCUUUGCUGCAUUUCUUUGUUAGCAUUCACAACUGCCGUGCAUGGCACCUGCCAUGCCCAUGGUGUGGAUGCUUGUAUGGAAAUACAUCGAAGAAUAUUGAACUGGGCUGUGACUGCCACGUGCCCGGCAAUAUGGUGUAAAUCCGGCCUUAUUUGCUAAUACUUGGAUGUUGUCAGGAGUUACUGUACACUAAACAGGGUUCUGUACUAUGGAAAUAAUAUUAGCAAUCGAG
Messenger RNA from Hyalella azteca, 2621 nucleotides. RefSeq lists its product as uncharacterized. The transcript is spliced from 5 exons. Bases 425 to 1612 code for a protein of 395 amino acids. The record is from RefSeq and is a predicted model, not a curated record. Lineage: Eukaryota; Metazoa; Arthropoda; Malacostraca; Amphipoda; Hyalellidae.